Messenger RNA from Rhopilema esculentum, 3483 nucleotides. Its product is annotated as E3 ubiquitin-protein ligase TRIM45. The record is from RefSeq and is a predicted model, not a curated record. NCBI's taxonomy places the organism in Eukaryota, Metazoa, Cnidaria, Scyphozoa, Rhizostomeae, Rhizostomatidae. Gene Ontology annotation, molecular function: protein binding; zinc ion binding.
UGCAGCUGGUCAGCCACGAUCACUCGAGUGAAUCAACUGUGUAUUCCCGAUAUUCUGCAAAAUGCUCUGGACAUGUCUGCGCUGCCCACAUCAAGCAUCAAAAUGGCAAUAAACAUUGCAAAUGUUACCUUCGGAAAUGUUAAAGACGUCUACAAUCUGGAAUGCGUUGUAUGUCUUUCAACAUACAAGCAUCCAAAAGUCUUGCCUUGUCUUCACGCCUUCUGCGAAGAAUGCAUUGAAAAUACAAUAAGGGAGAACGCAGAACGUGUUUUGGAAUGCCCACGCUGCCAUAUUGACAUCCCAAUACCAACAAAAGGCGUCGACGCUUUUCCAUCUCAUUCUUUCGCCAACAACCUUCUCAACAUAUUAGCUGUGCAAGAGCCAACAUGCUGCACCAAUUGUGAAGAUCAGUCGAUGGCAAAUGCUCGCUGCCUUGACUGUGUUGAAAACCUGUGCCCCAAGUGUGUCACAGCUCAUGAAAGAAUUCGACAGACCAAGGACCACAAGGUUGUUUGUUUUGAAGAACUCCAGAACAACGCAAUUUAUGACGCAUUGAAGUGUCCCUCGUUCUGUGGUGUGCAUGAUAGAGAGAUGCUGAAAUAUUUUUGUGAGACUUGCGAUGACGCAAUAUGUAGAGACUGCGCAAUUUAUGAUCACAGAGAGCAUAAUUAUGUUGAUCUGAAGGAGGCUGUAAAGAUUCAUCGCGAGACUGUGAUCGAAUUAUUGGACAGCACGAAACGCAAGUUGCCUGUAGUCAAGCUGGCUCUUAACGAAGUUAUUGAAGUGACAAACUCACUCUCAGACAGACGCGAUGCUGUCAAGAACCUGAUCACAGCGACUGUUGAUGAGCACAUUCGCACUCUGGAAGAGAAAAAGAGACGGCUUGUAGAGACCCUUGAUGAGAUGUGCCAGCAAAAAGAAAAGGUCUUAAAGGAUCAGCAAAGUGUGCUUGAGAUGGACCUCGAUAACCUUCUAAGUAGCUGCGACUUCGUCGAGAAUAUUCUGCGAUUCGGGAACGAGGCAGAAAUGAUGUUGGUGAAAAGGAUAAUGGCGAAUAGAUUGAAGAAGCUAAGCGAAUAUAAACCGCAAACAGAACCCGAGGAAAAUGAUGUUCUUAGCUUUGACGCCGUUGAUAAUGAACUCAAGGAUGCCGUGACAAAGUUUGGAAAGCUUGAAACAAGCGCAACAUUUCCUGCAUUUUCCGUUGCGGAUGGUUCUGGAAUCAAAAUUGCAAAAGUAGGCCAUGUGGCUACUUUCAACAUUUAUGCCAAAGACAGAUUUUCAGCGGAUGUCAUGCUUGGUGGUGAUCCAGUUGUUGCCAAAAUUCGUGAUAGUUUUGGCUCAGUGACCCUUGCUGACAUCACUGACAAUAAUGAUGGUACCUACACUGCAAAAUACAAACCAAGCCACAAAGGAACACAUUUUGUGUUCGUUUAUGCAAGAGAGAAGGCCAUUAUGGGCAGUCCAUUCGAGGUUUUGGUCACAGCCGGAAUUGAGAUAGACAGAGUAGGCCCAAUGUUGCUGAAGUUUGGCUCCAAAGGAGUUUUAGGCCAAAACAAUGAUGAAAAUUUUGAGCCUUGGGGAGUAGCUGUUGACCAAUCAGGAACAAUUAUUGUCAGCGAUCACAACAAUCAUCGAAUUCUGUUCUUUGACAAAAACGGGAAACUUUUACAUCAGUUUGGGAAGAGAGGAAAAGCUGAUGGGGAGAUAUGGUACCCAGCAGGUUUAGCUGUUGAUGAAACUGGAAACAUAUAUGUUGCUGAUCAUGGGAACCAUCGAAUUCAGGUUUUCGAUUAUGAAGGGGAGUUUAUUGACAAAUUCUGCAACCGAGGAAAUGGAGAAGGCCAGUUAAAAGGUCCUUGUGCCUUGGCAAUUGAUAACCAGAAGAGGUUGGUAGUGGCAGACAGAGAUAAUCACAGGAUACAGAUCCUGGAUAUGCACGGCGGAUUUAUCACUCAGUUCGGUGGAUAUGGGAGUGCCGAUGGAAAAUUUAACUCGCCAAGACAUAUUGCUGUGACAAAUGAAGAUGAAAUUAUUGUAUCGGACACAAACAAUUACCGAGUUCAGCGUUUUGACGAAUUUGGAAGCUACAUAGCCAAAUUUGGAAACAAGGGGAUUGGGGAAGGGCAAUUCAUGUGUCCUUCAGGGAUCGCUGUUGAUUCAGAAGGCCAUAUUGUUGUUGCAGAUUUCAAGAAUCUUAACGUGCAAUUAUUCAAUCUGAAAGGGAAGUACCUCAAGAAACUUGGAAUUCCAGGAUUAACAGAUCACACGUUGUUCAGUAAGCCGUGUGGCGCUUGCAUCACUACAAGUGGAAACAUUCUGAUCGCUGACCGGGGAACCUACAGGGUGCAGAUGUUUUAAGCAUCAUCUGGUUUGGGAAGUGAUUCUUACAUCUCUCCUCCGGUGAUUCCGAUUUUUGUUUUCGGAGAACGACAGACGGUGAUACAAUCACAGAAUAAGGUUCUGGUGAUCCAAUGACGGUUUGGCAAUGUUUUGAACGCACCCCCUUAACAUCAGAACUCAUUUACAUAACUAACUUCUUCUUGAUUGAAGUCUGCUUUAAUUCCAUUUGUAAAGACGAUGAUCACAACUUUUGCAAAAUUAGAAAAUGAAUGUAAAGAUCAGUAAACUCUCUGUAAAGUUUUAGUAAAGUUUUAUGCUGAAAAAGAAAGUUUAGAGAAGGGGAGUUUUUACGCUUAAGAUCGUGGCAGCAUAGUAUUUUUCUGGUUUCACCCAACGAUCUCUUAUUUCCUCUUUAGAAAGCCUAUCAUGAACUUUCCCAUGUCCAUUAAAAAAUCAGUUAGAAGUAAAGACUUUCGUUCAAUUAAAUUUAUGCUGCCUGCGCUUUAUGCUGGUAAAAGAACAUGGAAACUUAGCAAACGUUCAUUUGAUCUCUGUCAUUCCCCCGCUAUUUGGACACGAUAAACACCCCUGACAGAAAGAAGAAACCUGAUCGGCAAAAGAAGCAAGCGUCCCAGCUUUCUCUGCCCGGUUUUGACAUUCACAAGACAGUUUCACUUCUCUUCUUCCCACACUAACGACAAGGUUCUUGGGUAAUGUGGCUUUCAUCGUUAAAUACGGUUUGUUGGACCUUUUCAGGGCCCACGCCACGGGUUUGAAAGUGGGGGGGGGCGGCAAAGUUAACAAAAGAGGGGUCAAGGGUUCUUUCACCUUUCAUUGAGGCUUUGACGUUUAUUGCUUCACAAAAAGUGGGGGGCAUGGCCUCUCGGUUUCCCGGUGGCGUGAGCCCUGUAAGACUCGAUCAGUAUAUUCUUUAUGUUUUGCAUAAUAAAAAGGAAUUGAAAGAUGCAUAUUUUUGAAAUGCUGUCUCCGAUUAACUGAACACAUUGUUAAGAUUAUGUGAAUAUUUUAUCAUUUACUUCUGUAAAUUCAUACAAUACUUUGAAAUAUUAUAUAUUCAAACCAUUUUAUAUCAUUUAUUUUGAACGACUUAUUAUAUCAUAAUAACGUGCAUGUCGCUGA